Messenger RNA from Ilyonectria robusta, 465 nucleotides. RefSeq lists its product as uncharacterized. The record is from RefSeq and is a predicted model, not a curated record. NCBI's taxonomy places the organism in Eukaryota, Fungi, Ascomycota, Sordariomycetes, Hypocreales, Nectriaceae. The transcript has 2 exons. Bases 1 to 465 code for a protein of 154 amino acids.
AUGGACGCGACCGCCGAGGAGAUCCUGGUCGCGGGUGGGGAUUCGGUGACCGCGACGCGUCGCUCGUCGAGACCCGUGAAACCAACCGCGAAAGCCCAAAAUUUUUGGCAAGUAGCCUCAAGCCAGGCCGGAACAUCGAAGAAUGCCGGCACAAAGCAAAGACUGCAGGCCGUGGAUGGCGCGGCCCGCAGCGAUUCAUCGCUAAUGCAGAUGAUGUUCCAGACGACGCUCCAGACGAUGCUCCAGGAAACGUCGAGCCAUCUCAUGGACAAGCAGAAACAGAUGCUGGAGAGGCUCUGGGAUGCUUUGAUGGAGAACCAGCGAAAAGCGGCAAAGGGAACGAGCGAUCAGCUGGAGAUAAUCCGACAACUGCAGCAGGAGAUACGGACGGUCAGGGCCGAGGCGGCUGACGACCGGAAAAAGGCCGAGGAAACCAGAAGCAUGCAGGGAACAGACAGCACGUGA